GUGACCUCCAUCUCUUGGGCUCCAUCUGUGUAUCGGUCUCAGGGAAUGGCCGCCUCCUGUUCUUUUUCUUUCUCCUUUUAAGUCUCUGGUUCCCCUCUUCCUAAACUACUUCUCUGAGCCUCGGUCUCCGUCCUUCUGUCUCUGGCUCUGGCAUCUGCCUGGGCUCCCGGCCUCUCGCUCCUCGUCUCCGCCCCUCCCCCGCGCUGUCAUUCACCCGGCUCCUCUCCGUGCACAGCCAAUGGAGAGACCCGGCCGAAACUGCGAGGCUAGCUCGCACCGGGCUUUUUCGUCCGGUGAUUGAUGUCCCAGAGUCAACAGCUAGCGAGCAGCCUGAGUGGUGAAGGAGCAGCCAGAGAAGGGCAGAAUACGGCGCCCCCUCUCUCUUUCCCCUCCCCCCUACUUUAGCCCUUCUGCGCACUUCUCCUCCAAGUCUCCGCGCAGCCAGGAGCCGCGCUGCCGCCUUCGCGCCCCUGUGCGCUGCCCCCAGAGCCAAGAACAGCGAGCGCCGCCGCCCAGCCCCCCCCCCCUCGCGGGGCCGGGGCCGGGGCCCAGCAUGGAGCACCUGGGUCCGCACCAUCUCCACCCGGGCCACGCGGAGCCCAUCAGCUUCGGUAUCGACCAGAUCCUCAACAGCCCGGACCAGGGCGGCUGCAUGGGGCCCAACUCGCGCCUCCAGGACGGAGAAUAUGGCCUUGGCUGUUUGGUCGGAGGCGCCUACGCUUACGGCGGCGGGGGACCCGUGGCCGGGGCUGGGGCCGGGGGCGCGGGGGCCUAUGGCGCUGGCGGCCCGAGCGGUCCUGGUGGCCCGGCGGGCGGCGGCGGUAGCGCCUGCAGUAUGGGCCCGCUGGCUGGCUCCUACAACGUGAACAUGGCCUUGGCGGGCGGCCCCGGUCCGGGCGGCGGUGGCGGCGGGGGCAGCGGCGGCGGAGGGGCGCUGAGCGCUGCGGGGGUGAUCCGGGUGCCCGCGCACAGGCCGCUAGCUGGAGCGGUGGCCCACCCCCAGCCUCUGGCUACCGGCUUGCCCACCGUUCCCUCCGUGCCUGCUGUGCCGGGAGUCAACAACCUCACCGGCCUCACCUUCCCCUGGAUGGAGAGUAACCGCAGAUACACAAAGGACAGAUUCACAGUGGCCCUCUCACCCUUCACUGUAACACGCCGUAUAGGUCACCCCUAUCAGAACCGGACACCCCCCAAGAAGAAGAAGCCGCGCACGUCCUUCACACGCCUGCAGAUCUGCGAGCUGGAGAAGCGUUUCCACCGCCAGAAGUACCUGGCCUCGGCCGAGCGCGCUGCCCUGGCCAAGGCGCUCAAAAUGACUGACGCGCAGGUCAAAACCUGGUUCCAGAACCGGCGGACGAAGUGGAGGCGGCAGACCGCGGAGGAGCGUGAGGCCGAGAGGCAGCAGGCGAACCGCAUCCUCUUGCAGCUGCAGCAAGAGGCCUUCCAGAAGAGCCUGGCACAGCCGCUGCCCGCCGACCCUCUCUGCGUGCACAAUUCUUCGCUCUUCGCCCUGCAGAACCUGCAGCCAUGGUCUGACGACUCGACUAAGAUCACCAGCGUCACGUCGGUGGCGUCAGCCUGCGAGUGAGCCUGCACACCCGGAGAGGCCCCAGGUCCAACCUAGGGGUCCCCAAGGCCUGAGAGCCAGGAGUUUCUCCCAUCCCUCAGGCUUGAGACUGCACGAGGGAGGGGAACGCCAAGCCUCUCCGCAGGGGCCCGCGUGCUUACUGAAACUGUUCUCUCUUGCGGAAAGAAGAAAGCGGAGGACAGGGACCGAUGAUUUCCUCCCAGACGUCCAUGCGGUCCUGAGCCUUCUGGAACUAUUCAGAGUCCUCUCAGUUUGCGUCUAUUUUAUUUUAUUCUGAUUUUUAACAUGUGACUGAGAGAGGCAGGGGAGGUGGGGGAAGAAGAACUUCUGGGGUCCCCAGAGGACAGCAUGGGCUGUCAUUCGAACCCUUUCUCUGUAUCCCAUUCCUAAUCUCACACGGACACCCAUAGGCCCACACAGAGGCGAUUUCACUCACCCUCUUGGUGUCACCCCAGAGUCACACACAGUGUCUCUAUGGUAGAGUGUCAUGCACCCACAGGGCUAUAGCCUUCUCACCCUUGACCUUCACUAUCAGGUAUAGGCCAGGGGUGACCCAGACUCAUUCUGAACAGCAUGGCACUUCUCACAAACACAAGGCCAUGGCCACACUGUGACACACCAUCCCACACACAACAGCGUCACUUGGCCUGCCAGGCCAUCACACAUCCUAGCCACACCCAGAUACACACAGGCAGGUUUUCACACAAACUUAGCCUAUUUCUCCAGAUCCUGUUCAUGGGGGGAGGGGUUUAAGUUAUGCACUUAUAAGGUGUUUUCUGUGUAACCAUUUUAUAAAGUGCUUGUGUAAUUUAUGUGAAAAAAUAAUAAAAUCCUCCGGA
Hipposideros armiger (great roundleaf bat) is the source of this 2427-nucleotide messenger RNA. It is a transcript of the gene TLX1, whose product is annotated as T cell leukemia homeobox 1. Gene Ontology annotation, cellular component: nucleus. Gene Ontology annotation, biological process: animal organ development; regulation of transcription by RNA polymerase II. The transcript is spliced from 3 exons. Gene Ontology annotation, molecular function: RNA polymerase II cis-regulatory region sequence-specific DNA binding; DNA-binding transcription factor activity, RNA polymerase II-specific. The coding region runs from base 554 to 1588 and encodes 344 amino acids. The record is from RefSeq and is a predicted model, not a curated record. NCBI's taxonomy places the organism in Eukaryota, Metazoa, Chordata, Mammalia, Chiroptera, Hipposideridae.